AUGCCUGGGGCGUUCUCUGCGGCCAAGGCGUAUACCAUUGGUGCAAUAUGUGAAGGAAUCCUUCAUGCGGCUUAUACCGCCAUCUUUGGUCUGGUCAUCUUCCUACUCCUCCGUACCCAUUCGUGGUCCGCAGUGAACAAGACACUCAUAUGCUCCACUGUCCUCAUAUACCUGCUCUCCACGGCACAUUUAGCUUUGACGUGCUUUCAAGCUCUACAAACGCAUCGAGACACGGAAGGGAUACUAACGGACCCAAGCGCCCCGAGAAACUACGUCCAGUACAUCAUCGAAGGCAUCACCUACAUCUGUGCUGAUAGCGUCAUUAUCUGGAGAACGUGGAUCAUCUGGGGCCGUCGCUGGUGGGCCUUCGCCGUCCCUGGCCUGCUCGUUUGCGGGACAAUAGGCAUGUUCUCUUCUCCGCUACUGCCAUCCGGGAUCGGAUACGUGUGGCAGAUGUCGAUCGCCACCAACGUCCUGAUUCUGCAUGAUGAGGCCAUGGUCCGCUGGGGGAUACUGUUCUCGGCAUUCACCUUGGGGACCAACGUUGUGGUUAUGUUAUUGAUCGCGCUUCGCGCAUGGGUCCACCACAAGGAGGUACACGAGACGCUCUCCGACUCCGGCUCUACGACGAUCCGGUUGCUCAUCUUAAUCACCGAGAGCGGCCUCUGGUACUGUCUGGUUUGGGUGGUCUACGUCGCUGUACGAGUAGGGACGUCAAGCAACGGCGAAUACAUCGUCCAGAGUAUGCUCGCGCAGCUGACGGGGAUCUACCCGUCCUGCGUCGUGGUCUUCGUCUAUCUGCGGUAUUCGCGACGACCCAUGGAACAGCUAUCCACCAGCUCGAGGCUACCGGAUUUUCGUCGAUUGACCGGCAUGACGGCCGGAGGCUCGUACAGAAACGUCACCGUCUUGGGGUCGGCGGUAGCAUCAUUCCUGGCCGACGGUGAUGACGACCCGGAGAAACCCAGGCGGCAAGAUAAUGCAUAGCAAGAGCAGAACCCGACAAACAGCUGAUGUACACAUAUUGUUACAGCAUGCUAUACCAUUCCUAUUU
Messenger RNA from Punctularia strigosozonata HHB-11173 SS5, 1054 nucleotides. RefSeq lists its product as uncharacterized. NCBI's taxonomy places the organism in Eukaryota, Fungi, Basidiomycota, Agaricomycetes, Corticiales, Punctulariaceae. The transcript has 7 exons. The record is from RefSeq and is a predicted model, not a curated record. Bases 1 to 987 code for a protein of 328 amino acids.